UUCCGGUCUCCCGCCUCCCUUCAUUUUGCACCAGGCAAAUAUGAUCAUGGUGCAAAUCGGCGAAACGAUUCUCCGAAACUGUACCACAAGACGCUGACGCUAUGACGAUUUAGGUGGCCAAGCACCUGGGCCAGCCUUGGGAUCUGGACUCUCUGGUCCAUUUCAAAACCACUCAAACAUAACACGACUCCUUCUUUCCGACGAACGAUAUUGUGGUCCAUAUCCUCCAUGCCACGCAGUCCAGUGCCAUUCGAACCCCCAGAACAGACUCGACGACAUACACUCCCCAUCGAAGACCAACUGAGAGGAGAGGUGGCUCGCCACUACGACUGAAACAUCCCCACAAACCUGCUUCCACAACACCCUACGAACCUCCCUACAUCACCCUGAACAGCAGCCUCCAUCCCAUCGAACCCUACCACCCAGCGCCCGGCGCUCGUCGCCACCAUGGCCUUACCAACUACCACGCCGACCUCUCUCCUCGCCACGCUCGCCUCCUCCACCGCAGUGGCCACUGCAAUGUCCGUCACCAAGAAGGGCGAAUGCGAGCUCCUCGGCCCCUUUGCCCUGCUCGUACAGCUCGCGCUCGGCGGGCUGGCGCUGCUGGCGCUGGUGUUCAAGCGGUGGCGCGAGAGGCCGCAGCGGCCAGUCAAGGUGUGGGCGUUUGAUGUGAGCAAGCAGGUUGUUGGGAGCGUGUUGCUGCAUGCAGCGAAUCUGGUGAUGAGUAUGCUGUCGAGUGGGCGGUUGAGCAUGAAGGUGGAGGAUGUAAUCAUCGAGGCGAGGGAUGAGAGUGGGAGCGCGAGUGGAGAUCCAAAUCCGUGUAGUUUCUACUUUUUGAAUCUACUCAUCGAUACUACCAUUGGAAUCCCAAUUCUCAUCUUCUUCCUCCACCUCCUCACACGCCUCUUCCUCCUCACAUCCCUCGGCGAGCCGCCGCAAUCCAUCGAGUCUGGCAACUACGGCUCACCACCCCGCGCGAAGUGGUGGGCGAAGCAGUCGCUCAUUUACUUCCUCGGACUCCUGAGCAUGAAAUUCAUCGUGCUCCUCAUAUUCAUAUUCCUCCCCUGGAUCUCGCACGUCGGGGACUGGGCUCUGCGGUGGACCGAGGGCAACGAGAAGCUACAGGUCUUCUUCGUCAUGCUCUUCUUCCCAGUCGUGAUGAACGCUACACAGUAUUACAUCAUUGAUACGUUUAUCAAGGGCAGGCUCGAGGGGGUAGAGGGGGGACGAGUCGUCGAGGACCCAGUCGACAGCGAUGACGAGGGUGGUAAUGAAGCGGAUGGACUGCUCGCUGCCGAGGUAGAAGUGGUAAAGAAGAAGAGGAAGACCUCAAAUGAUGUCGCGGAUAGUGGGAGUGGUGGGAGCGGUCGCAGCGAGGCCGUCCAGGCGAAGCUGCUGACUGAGAGCGAGGAAGGGGGUGAGGAUGCAGAUGAGAGGGUCUGGCUUACACAGGAUCAGCGUGAUGAGCGGCGGUGAAGUUUCAUUACGACUGGAUAACACCAGCGCUCCAGCUUCUUAUGUGUAGCCCCUCUCCUGCAAUUCCACUCUUUUGAUUUUUCGCAUGCAUGUUUGUUUUGGGGGUCAGGUUGCUAGAGAUGACAAUGCAUCUUUUUUUUUGGUUCCUUGCAAGGAGUCUGGGGUGGGAUUUAGUGUUGAUUUGGGAGGCUUACGGUGGGAUGGGAGUAAGAUGAGGAUGUAUAUAUCUCCACGCAUGCAUAGCCACAGUUGUCAAGAGCGAUAUACGGAGCGACACGCAAGACAGUCAGAAUACUAGUACUAGAUACCAAAUAUGACAAAAUAUCACAAG
Pseudogymnoascus verrucosus is the source of this 1807-nucleotide messenger RNA. RefSeq lists its product as uncharacterized. NCBI's taxonomy places the organism in Eukaryota, Fungi, Ascomycota, Leotiomycetes, Thelebolales, Thelebolaceae. The transcript is spliced from 2 exons. Gene Ontology annotation, cellular component: membrane. The record is from RefSeq and is a predicted model, not a curated record. The coding region runs from base 448 to 1476 and encodes 342 amino acids.